UGCCUCCUGGUGGUGGUGUGGGCGGCUAACGUACUUGCCAUCCUCAGUGGCGGCGCAACUCAUUUCUGCCUGAAAUGAGUUACCCCUUAUAUAUUGUGGAUCGUAUGCAUUUUUAACGUGAAAUCAAGGUUAAUAAGUAAUUUCAUGGAUUCCUUGUAUCGGGUACAAUGUCUUUUAGGGUAUAGAGCUGUGAUCCUAUUUGCGCAUUCCGUGAGAUGGAAAACUAUCCCUGCAUUGUCGGAAACUGUGGAAGUUAAGGAACGUAAGAGUAGUACGAAAAUUUCUAAGGAUACGAUAGCUCAACUAGAACGACUGUCCUUAGUAGAUUUUGAUAACGAAGAAGGGAUCCGUCGACUGGAAGCUGCUAUAGAUUUCGCUAAGAGACUCCGUGAUCUUAAAAUUGAUGAUUCGGUGCUUCCAAUGUAUACCAUCUUGGAAAAUGAAAAUCUAUAUUUAAGAGAAGAUAAAGUGACGGAAGGUAACUGCCGUGACAAGAUCUUAAAGAAUGCUACCCUUCUCGAAGAGGAAUACUUUGUAGCACCACCUGGCAAUAUACCAAAACAAUGACAGUCGACGCAGUCCUAAAAUCUUUGGAAUCCCUGAGACUCUAAGAGUCAGUAAAGAUAUCACCCCUAACGAUGCACCAUUUGGUCUUGCAAUGCUGAACGAUAUCAGGACUCCUUGGAAUCAUAGCACUUUCUCUUCUGAUAUUAAGACUAUCCCUCACA
Messenger RNA from Orussus abietinus, 728 nucleotides. RefSeq names its product glutamyl-tRNA(Gln) amidotransferase subunit C, mitochondrial (gene GatC). Lineage: Eukaryota; Metazoa; Arthropoda; Insecta; Hymenoptera; Orussidae. Gene Ontology annotation, cellular component: glutamyl-tRNA(Gln) amidotransferase complex; mitochondrion. The record is from RefSeq and is a predicted model, not a curated record. Gene Ontology annotation, biological process: regulation of translational fidelity; mitochondrial translation; glutaminyl-tRNAGln biosynthesis via transamidation. The coding region runs from base 145 to 567 and encodes 140 amino acids. The transcript has 2 exons. Gene Ontology annotation, molecular function: glutaminyl-tRNA synthase (glutamine-hydrolyzing) activity.